Molecule: messenger RNA, 4681 nt
Organism: Glossina fuscipes
Lineage: Eukaryota; Metazoa; Arthropoda; Insecta; Diptera; Glossinidae
Exons: 4
Coding region: 791-4579 (1262 amino acids)
Source: RefSeq, a predicted model, not a curated record
UUCAACAACUGCCGAAGAAAAAACUGGUAAACGGCUAGAAAAAAUGUGAAACAUUAUAAGUAAAUUUUAACCGCGUGCAAAGAAUUAACGAAGUAGAAGUAUCCGAUUAUUAAUGAAGUAGAAGUAUCCGGUGCUUUGUCGAUAAGAAAACUAUGUAAUAAUUGUGAAAUUAAAAAUAAAAGUUAAAAGUUGAAGGAAAGAAAACGUUUAGCAAUCAUUAUAAUAAUAUUAGUGAUGAUAAUUAUUACAUCAAGCACGUAUAAAAUUAAUUUUAUUUAUGUUGAAAAAAAAUUGUCCAGUUGUAGAGACACGAAGAAAAACAUUUAGAAAAAGCGUAAAAACAAGUUUCCAUUUGCAAUAAAGCAACAAAAGCCACAGUAACAACAGCAGUGAAAGAAAAACACAAAUCGAGUGAUAUUAUAUUUCUCUUUAUUUUUUCGGAGUCUGCAUAAGUAAAGAAUAAAAGUCGUACAAAUGCAUACAAAAGCAAAGUAGUUACUGGUUAAAAAAAAAGAAUAAAAAAAAAUUCAAAAUAAAUAGCAAAAAUGAAAAACAAUUAAAUAAAAGUGGAAACAAAACCUUAAAAAGUACGAAAUAUUUGCGUGUUUCGUUGAGCCUAAAAAGCUCUAGAUUAGUAGCAAUCUAACUGGGAUUAUUGCCGAAUUUGUUCUCUACACGCUUUGAAAAAAUGCUGUGCUCUUCACAAUAUUUUAUAACCUAAUCCUGUUAGCCGACUUAAUCUAAAUUUUACAAUUAUUAUUUGCAUAGUGAUUCCUACUAGCAGCAAAUUAUGUUUGGUCUUUUAAAUACCACACAAAUCUACGGCAUACAGCAACAAACACAACAACAACAACAUUCAUCUGAAUUAUAUCAACCCUCCAUCCUAUCAUUACCGGAUUCCAACAAAUCUCCUAUUGUCAGUUGUAAAUUAUUUUCUAGACACUCAACGACGAGUUUUUUAGAGAAAUUUCUUAAAUCGGAUUUUAGUGGCGCUUACGACACCAUUAAGAAUUAUAAACAUUUUCAUUAUAAUCAUUCAACGCCGGCAAAGAGGCAUUCAGAACCUUCGCAAGCGGACAGUAUUCUAACUUCCUUCAAUUGCUUGCAGGGUAGUUAUCGACACAGUUUUGAUAGUGAUAUCUACGAAAAUUAUAACUCAGAAUUGAAAACAUCUCACUAUAAGGGUGUUGCUGCACUUACCGCUGAUGAAAUGACUAUAAAGUGUUCAAAAAAUCUGUUGGCUGUUGAGCCUGAAGUUCAAGGACCUGCAACAUUGCAGAAUUAUCAGAAAAUACCGGAAGCUUAUCAUGAUGCAGCAGGUGACAUUUUAGUGCCAUCGAGUGGUGCCAGUUCGGGUGAAUUUAAUUGUAACAGUGAUGCAACCACCGCAUCAAGCAUGUCAUCCCUAUCGCAUAGCAGUAGCAAUAAUGCAAUGAGGAGCUCAAGUUCUGGUACUAAUAGUACUAACAGUUCCACUAAUCUCUACAAACGUUUAUCAUUUGGUGGACGUAAUAUUAACAAAUCGGAUAAGAAUACUGAUAAUGUUCAACGACAAGCAGAAGAUGUGACGUCUGACAAUUCUUCUUCGACCGCUUUAACUACAGCUACUUUAACCUCCCGUUCAUUUUUGACAAUUACGUCAUUAAAAUACAACGAUCUACAACGCAGAUCUUCCUCUUCUUCUUCCGGCGCUUAUUUGGCAAAGAGAGAUCGAAGAAAAGGUGCUAUGACUCCGCAACCUGAAAAAACACCAUCUGCUCAAGUACUCUCCACCACUUCUCCCUUAGCUUGUUCAUCCUCUACACAAUUCUCAACGGAAGAAAUAGAACGACGAAAAUUGAUGAUUAUGGUCUCCAGUUAUGAACAGCAAAAUAAAUUGUUGCAACGUGAACUAGCCAAAGAGAAGCGACGUCGUACCGAAGAGUUAGCACGAGUUUUAAAAUCACUACUUUGCUUCGAAUCGAAAUUGAAGGCGGAUAUAAAAUCCGCGAAUCAAAAAUUACUAGAAAAAGAUAAAAAAAUCUGUGCUUUAUUACGACAAAAUCAAAGUUUACGCAAGCAUUUCAUAAAAUUGCAGGAACUCGAAAACACUCGUGAUGAGGGAGUAGUUGAAGACGAUGUUGAACAAUCGAAUAUUGCUGAGGUUAUGAGCGAUGAACAAAAAAUGUUAGAAGACUACUUGGUACUGGAAGCUUUACAAUGCAUUAAUUGUAGGAAGCAAUUUUAUGACAUUGAAGUUACAGAAUGUGGAACACAAACUCAAGGAUCUCAGAAAGAGGGAGUCAAUAGAAGUAAUGAUGACCCCACCACAGAGCAAGGCUCGUCGAGUGAUGACACCGUCUCCUCGUCGUUCUUCGGAGCACGCCGUAGUGUUCGCUAUACAAGUAAACGUACGUCUGGUACAUUUCGUGACUAUAUGCGUUCUCGUAGUAUGGAUAUCGAUGACCCAGCUUUAAGGUGCGAUUUCAAUUCCGAGGAGUGCUUUAGUACCAUAAGCCACAACGAUUCAAAUGUAGGUUAUGAAAAAUUACCCCUGUAUUCACGCACCAUGGAGCGAUUACAUGGAGUAAGAAAUGAAAGCGAGCGCGAUUCCGAACACAGUGGAAUGGAGACUUCAACUACACGGUCGCUAUCGCGAGCCAGUUCAAAAAGUAUAUCGGCUAGUAGCAAAGCUAGCGAAUUAAGUAACCUUUUAGACAAUGACGACGGUAUAUUUUCGCCUACUCAGGAUGGUGACUUCGAGGAAGUAUUCGACGACGUUAAGAAGGGGAGUAUCAUAACUAGUAAUAGUAAUUUUUCAGAAGCUUCGCCGAAACAAAUCUACGAAACCUCAACGGAUGAUUGGUAUGCCAGUGCUUCCGAUCAAGACGAAAUUGCAGGCACCAUAGUUUCAAAAUCUUCUUAUAAUCAAGGUGCAAUAAACCCGGUGCUGGAGUGUGUUAAUCAGAUACUUUUGCAACAAUCCAUGGAAGGAAUAGAGGAGCAUCGUCAGACUAUUAAAGCUAAUGCAACACUGCCGAGGCGUAGUUCGCUAAGCGAUCGACACAAUUCUCGUUGCAAUAGUCAAAACAGUGAUGGAAAUCUGUCAAGCUCACGUAAUGGUAUGUUAACUCGAAAACGAGUACAUUUUUCCACCAAAAACAGUAUUUAUAUACCACGCAAUGACGAGUUAGACGAAAAAACUUACGCUGAAGACAUGAUCUCAAACUAUCAAGGUAUAGCUGAUUAUAUAGCACACUCCCCACCUUUAAGAGAGCAAGAUGAAGAGCAAGAACAAAAUAGUAAUAGCAACAAUACCAACGAACGCUUAGAUGCUUUAAAUUACGAAAGCAUCUACAGUAACGAAUAUGAGCCCAUAGGUUCUGAAGUUAAUUCUUCUAAUUUAUACGUGGACAUGGAGACAACGGUUAAAAGCUGUAGUUCCGAAGAUACUAUUGUUGAUAGAGAAAAUCUUAGAAACUGUCAAAAAUUGCCUCCUGCUUUACCUCCCAAGCCGGCCAAUCUUAUAAGAUUUAAAAAGUGUUUGCAGCAACUUGAUGAAUCCCCUGACGAAUUAAGUGAAACUCACGCUACCGUUGUUGAGCCCGAUUAUUGUUCUAUAUCGGAAGUGAAUGUUGGUAUAACCAGUGUUCAAAUUCGGGCUGACGUUCAUCGUGUUCCUCUAUCCGAUCAGGACAUAGAUAGUUUGACCGAAGUGGAUGUAGAAACUUCUACAGUAAUGUCGGAUAAUGCUUCACAAAAGACUGAAGAAAUUGAAGAGAUUUUCGCAGAUAUACCAAAGUUACCAAAUGUAGCGGCCAUUAUAGCGCCAAAAUCGGCCAUAACUGCGCUUAGCAAGCAAAACGAUUACUUAGUAAUGUCACCUAUGGUUAAGGAUCAUUUGAGCACUCCGCCAAAGCCAACAACAGCGAAGACGAACCUGAAACAAGAUAAAUUAAGUUUAAGUUCUACAAGUUUAGAUCAGACUGGAAUAAAAUCUCCAAUUACCUCUAACACUUUAAGCAUGGGACCCCAAUACAAACGGAAACAAAUACCUAACAUUUUGGCAGAAAUUAAUAAGCGUUUAAGUUUACCUAAUUUACACGCAACAUCAAAUUCCAACGUUAGCACUCCGAAUGGAGAUUUACUGAAAUCGAAAAUUUUAUUUUCAAAAACCGCCAACGAGGUAACUGAUUUACCUUUACAAGCGGAAUUCGAUUGGUAUAAUUUAGAUGCCGAAUAUGGUAAACCGGCGCAAAUGGAAUUAAUUAAAGUAAACGAAGCCAUUAAUCCUGUAAUAAUGCCUUCCUUAUUAGCGGAAAUUCAAGAAGACGGUGAAAGUGUUACAACUACUGCCGAUGAAUAUAAUCUGGAUGAAGAAUUCGGUCAAGAUCUGGAUCAAUAUGUAAAGACUGAAAACAUUAACGCCACCAGGCAAUCUAAUGAAAUCAUCAACGCUUCGAAAACGUUACUCACAAACACUAAGGCGAAAAAAAUCAAAAAGAACUUAGCAAACUUUGAAAAGUUUAUAGAAACAACUGGCCUAAUUUCGAAACCUUUAUCCACCAAGAAAAUUUAUUUUGCCGGACCUUUUGUGUGAUUACAUUCGUAACUCUAAUGAAAAAGUGUACAUAUAAAAUUGAAUAUUUUAGAAAUAGCAAAAUAAUUCAAAGAUCAAUUUUCAUGCUUAAUUUUUCUAUGA